UUGUGCUUGCUCUUCUCAGCUGAGUUGUUAUACAAAUCGUAAACUCCCUAGCUCCUAUCUGGCUGGAUUUUUACGGCGUAUGACAAAAACUGGGAUGUGCCUGGGCAAGUCAGCUUACUGUAUGCUGAAUUUUAACAAUAAUAAUGUCUCUUAUCAUAGACCAAGUCGUGUCCAAACAAAUAUGGAAUGGCAAACUUCCCAUUCAGAUAUCCCUCGAUCCAACCGAAUCCCGAACAUUCACUGAGCCCAUUUUUACGGAAGCUGCGCGAUGCUCCUACUUGCCCUUAAUCACAGAGCAAUUAGCACCUAUUUAUAGUGGUCUUGAUAUAGAUUUAACACAUACGGACGUAUGGUACGAUUAUCAAGGCGAGCCCUUAAAGUGGCACUAUCCUAUCGGUCUGCUCUACGAUAUGUCUGGUUCAAAAGAUCGACCUUGGCAUAUCACUGUUCAUUUUCAAAACUUUCCCACCGACAAGUUAUUAAUGACCCCGUCGGUGGAAGCGACACAAAAUAUGUUCAUGUCGAUGGUGAAACAGGCGGAUUUUAUACGGCACGGAUCGACUAAGCGCGUCAUGAAUCUAUCCAAAAACGACCAAUCUCAACUUUGGCAGGCAUUAUCUCUAGAUCGAUAUGAUGAUUAUUGGAAUGUCAAUAUGCAUUUGUUAGCGGAUUCGGAAGGUCUACGAUACGUUCCUCUACGCAUCUAUUUACCAGAUCAAUGUCCAGUGAUUCAGGAAAAUGUGUCAUUUACGGAUGAAGGCAACCCAAAGAUGCUAGGUGACGUGCUAGGUGCCAUUUUACCCGACCUAUUUCCUUCGAGUCUAGCGAUACCCAUGACACAUGGAAUACAGUUACCAUUAGAUACACCGAUAGGCUGGGCAUCACAAAACCUAUCAUUUGCAGAUAACUUUUUACAUGUAGUCAUUUGUAAAUGUUCUUGAAACAACUAAAAACUGCUGUGUACAAGGAUCGAAAGAAGAAAAAGA
Molecule: messenger RNA, 986 nt
Organism: Zychaea mexicana
Lineage: Eukaryota; Fungi; Mucoromycota; Mucoromycetes; Mucorales; Lichtheimiaceae
Product: autophagy protein Apg5-domain-containing protein
Exons: 7
Coding region: 144-941 (265 amino acids)
Biological process (GO): nucleophagy; C-terminal protein lipidation; cellular response to nitrogen starvation
Cellular component (GO): Atg12-Atg5-Atg16 complex; cytoplasm; phagophore assembly site membrane
Source: RefSeq, a predicted model, not a curated record